GUGACGCUUGGUUUUAUUUCUUGUUCAAAAUUGAUCAAUUUCUAAAAUGGACUCAAUAGUAGAGGAUAUGAAUGAGCUGGAAUCAGCAUCUUCAUCACCAUCAAAUUUACAAGCAUAUCCGAUAUUCCUCAAUCAAAUCGAAGAAUUAUUUGAAAUGCAAAAUUUUAAUGGUUUUUUGCCAUGUUAUGUUUAUCAAAUUCACUUUACGGCCAACAAAAACACCACACCAAAUGAUAUGGAUGGACAAAUGUAUACUACAGAAACGACGGACAUUAAAGCAUUAUUUGAAUCUGAAUUGGCUGCUGUACGCAUAGCAUUAGACGAGAUAUCCAAUGAGAAGGCUCGAAUAGACAUUGAAUCGCAGCGUUUGUUGGAUGAAAAUACUGCAUUAAAAAAUCGUAACACCGUCCUUGAAAGUGAUAUUGUUAACUUGAAGAAGAAUGUAAAAGAUUUGCAACACAAUUUGGAAAGAGAAACAUUAACUCGGGUUGAAUCUCAAAAUACGGCAAUAACGCUACGUGAAGAAUUGACAUUCAAUGCUCAAAUUCAUGCUCAAGAAAUGAAAGAUAUGCAUGUACGUAUUUCAAAAGAAAUCGUUGAAUUGGAGAGUCAUUUACGGAAUGCGAAACAAUCAAAUUUUCUAAAAUCAUUGAAACAAUUGCGUAACCAAUACAUGUCACAAUUGCGUAAAAAUCAAAAUGUUAUCCAAGCUUUGUACGACACUAAGAUUAAAUAUUUACAAAAUGACAUUAUCCGUGCCAAUGACUCAGCUACUGCUGCCACCAAAGAAAUUUCCAAAGUCCAAAGUCAAAUUCCGACGUUAAAUGAAAAAAUUGAUCAUUUAGAGGGCAAAAAUAAAUCUUAUCGAGAACGCAUUCGAGAGCUUGAAGAGACAAUUGAUAAACAAUUGGGCAUUCAUGGUGAAAAUGAAGGGGUAAUCCAUCGUUUACGGAGAAGUGGCUCAACAACUACAAAAUUAUCUCGAUCUUAUGGAUCUCAAAGUCACAAUGGACUUGGAAAUCGCAGCGUAUAGAAAAUUGUUGGCCGGUAAAGAAGGAGGCUUAUCAGGCGAAAUGAUAAACCAAACUGAUGAAUCGAAGGAGUCGGACCAAUCGACUUCAGAUGAAACCGAAAUCAAUUCACGCAAACGCAAA
Contarinia nasturtii (swede midge) is the source of this 1154-nucleotide messenger RNA. Its product is annotated as lamin-C-like. Bases 47 to 1033 code for a protein of 328 amino acids. The transcript has 3 exons. NCBI's taxonomy places the organism in Eukaryota, Metazoa, Arthropoda, Insecta, Diptera, Cecidomyiidae. The record is from RefSeq and is a predicted model, not a curated record.